This is a messenger RNA of Striga hermonthica, 1266 nucleotides long. The record is from the annotation of a GenBank genome assembly. Lineage: Eukaryota; Viridiplantae; Streptophyta; Magnoliopsida; Lamiales; Orobanchaceae.
AUGGCAAGCCUUAAUCUUGGCCUUCCAUUUCACUCCGUCGCCGGCCGGAGUCUAUGGCGCCGGUCGUUGAAACCAGCCGCUCGUCAAACAGUUUCAUGUUCUAGGUCUCUCACGAAUAAGUUUAAGAGGGCGUACACGAGCGUGAUGAUAGUGCCAACUGGAGUGGGAGCGGCAAUUGGCGGCUACGCCGGGGAUGCUUUGCCGGUGGCUCGAGCCCUCUCCUCCGUCGUCGACUGCCUCAUCUCUCAUCCUAAUGUUCUUAAUGCAGCAAUGCUUUACUGGCCAAUGCCAAAUGUGCUGUAUGUCGAGGGCUAUGCACUUGAUAGAUUUGCUGAAGGUCAUUGGGCACUACAACCGGUUCAUCAGAAUAAGGUGGGGGUGGUUCUUGAUGCUGGAAUAGAAGAAGACCUUCGACUUCGUCACUUGCAGGUGGUGGAUGCAACAAGGGCUUCUCUCGGUUUGCCUGUUGUGGAGUAUAUUGUGACAGAUGCUGCUUUACAGGUGGAGAAGUGGAUUGAACUAGAAAGUGGACAAUCAACCGGGAGGAUAAAACGUCCGGAUUCCCUGUUAAGGGCCGUGGAGAAAUUAGUAGAAAGAGCCGGUGUAAAUGCCGUAGCAGUUGUGGCACGCUUUCCUGAUGAUGAUGGUACUGAAGAAGAUGUGGAAAAUUACAGACAAGGCAAAGGAAUUGAUCUUCUGGCAGGUGUAGAGGCGGUGAUAAGCCAUCUGGUGGUGGAGAAAUUCGGGAUACCUUGUGCCCAUGCUCCUGCACUAUUACCUUUUCCAUUAAAUUCUUCUUUAUCCCCAAAAUCAGCUGCAGAAGAGAUCGGGUACACAUUCUUGCCAUGUGUUCUUGCUGGCCUGAGCACUGCCCCACAGUACUUAGUCGAGAACCCCAAAUUGCUAGGAAAGGACAGUAUAGUAGCUAGUGAUGUUGACAGUGUUAUUCUGCCAAUCGAUGCUUGUGGAGGUGAUGGAGCUCUUGCAUUUGCCAGCAGGAAAAGUAACAGGCCACUUAUAAUUGCAGUCGAAGAGAAUGAAACAGUUCUGAGUGACACCCCUGAUAAACUCGGGAUCCAAGCGGUGAAGGUAGCUAAUUAUUGGGAGGCAAUAGGAGUUGUGGCAGCUCAUAAUGCAGGAAUAGACCCUUUUUCCUUGAGACGAGAUGGAAUAGACAACUUACGGCUCACGAUGAAUCGUAACUAUCCUAACAAUGCUUCCUCUUUGAAUGGAUGUGGUGCUGUGGCUGGGAAUUUUCUUUCUUAA